AUGGAAGGUGUAAUCGCGCGCUUCUUCUCUUCUCCUCAAUACGCCGUGGCGGGCGCAAGUAACGAUAUUAACAAGUUUGGAUACAAGAUCCUCGCAUGGUAUCAUGGACAAUCUCUAUCAGUGACACCAAUCAAUCCACGGGCUGCACAGAUCUCUCUUCCCUCGAAGGUGUAUACUACUGUUCCGUCGCCAGCCGGACUACCUUCGCCCACUGAUACUUCAUUGUCGGUAGUGACGCCCCCACCAGUAACCCUACAAAUUCUACAGGAGGCGCAUAGGGUUGGAAUCACUGCAGUAUGGCUACAGCCCGGUACAUUUGACGACGAUGUCUUGGCAUUUGCGCAUAGUAACUUUGAGACGGUGAUUGCGGGUGAUGGAGGGGAGGGUGAUGAGGGAUGGUGCGUACUUGUUGAUGGGGAGGAUGGGCUGGAUGUUGCGAGGAACAAAUAUGGAUCAACUGUCUAG
Molecule: messenger RNA, 465 nt
Organism: Penicillium taxi
Lineage: Eukaryota; Fungi; Ascomycota; Eurotiomycetes; Eurotiales; Aspergillaceae
Product: CoA-binding protein
Exons: 2
Coding region: 1-465 (154 amino acids)
Source: RefSeq, a predicted model, not a curated record